AUGGAGUUCCUGUCUCUCUACCAGCUGACCCUUCAGAAGCAGGCAUUGGAGAGGGAUACAGACGCUUUGAAAGAGAAAGUCAAAUGGACUGAGGGUGAACUGAAGGAGAGCCAGAGGAAAGAGGCCCAAAUACAAACCAAACUAACGGAGUCACUGGGUGAGAGGGAGGGGCUGAAUGUAACACUGGAGCAGAACAGGAGGAGAGAGACAGGACUGGAGGAGGAGGUGAAGAAGCUGGCAGAGGCCCUCAGAUGCAUCAAAGAACUAGAAGAUCAGAAGACGGUCCAAUCCACUGCUGCUCCAAUGGCUCCAGUCCCGUUUAGCCCUGCCGGACAGAGCUUUGCCCCGGUCUCACAACCACGACAUGGCCACACCACCCCACGCACACCCUCGGCUCAGACCAACAGACCUGCUAGAGGGGAACAAGCGAGGGAGGAGCGAGAGGAGAGAGGGAACGAGGGACAGAGAGCAAAGUACCCCACAGAGCGAGAGCCUGGCGAGGGCAUUGACUCAGAGCACAUCACUCCAUUUGGAUCCACAGACUCUGACAAAACAAAGAGGGCAGGAGAAAGGGGGAAAGGGGAGGAGAGGAAACGAAAGAAUGAGAGACAAGACGAGGUAGAGUCGGUAGUAGAUGGUUGCAUCCCUGGAAAGGAUGCUUCCACCAAGGACAUAAACUCACUCAGCACACAGAGCUCUCUUUCUGACACAGACCACAGUCCCCACCUCACCAGGUCCGCUGGCUCCGACACAGACUACGAGAGCGAGACCCUGUCCAGCCACUCCAAACCCCGAGCCCAGACCACCGGGGCUGAGGGAGACCUACAGAGGGAGAACAGAGAGCUACGUUCAGAGUUGCAGGAUGUUAAGGAUGAGUUACAAAGGAGACUGGAGGAUCUGGAGACCCAGCGCAGAGCGGAGGCCGAGGCCAGGACCAGGCUCAAGCAGCUCAGCCGCAAACACGCCUCCCAGGCUGAGACCUCCAGAGAGAAGGAGAGGAGGGGGAGUUAGAGGAGAGAGCAGAGACGGGAGGUUGAAGGAGGCACUGGCUGAACUUGAGAUAAAGGUCAGGAGAGAUGGAAAGGACAGGGAGAGGGGGAGAGA
Messenger RNA from Oncorhynchus tshawytscha (Chinook salmon), 1104 nucleotides. Its product is annotated as zinc finger protein DZIP1L-like. The transcript is spliced from 3 exons. Gene Ontology annotation, biological process: mitotic cell cycle; metaphase chromosome alignment; regulation of G2/M transition of mitotic cell cycle. NCBI's taxonomy places the organism in Eukaryota, Metazoa, Chordata, Actinopteri, Salmoniformes, Salmonidae. Bases 1 to 1011 code for a protein of 336 amino acids. Gene Ontology annotation, molecular function: microtubule binding; dynein complex binding. The record is from RefSeq and is a predicted model, not a curated record. Gene Ontology annotation, cellular component: nucleus; spindle pole; chromosome, centromeric region.